Molecule: messenger RNA, 4566 nt
Organism: Camelus dromedarius (Arabian camel)
Lineage: Eukaryota; Metazoa; Chordata; Mammalia; Artiodactyla; Camelidae
Gene: DENND2D
Product: DENN domain containing 2D
Exons: 12
Coding region: 2697-4136 (479 amino acids)
Cellular component (GO): cytosol; nucleoplasm
Source: RefSeq, a predicted model, not a curated record
GGGAGUCUGUGGUGGCAGGAGCGGAUGUAGGGUGGGGCUGGUGGUCCCUCUCCUCUGGAGAGCACCGGCCUGAUCAUUCCUGGUCUCCCUCAACCCUCAGAAGUCUAGGUGAAUGGAAGGCAUCGGUCUGCUCCCUGCAGCCCAGAGUUGCUCCCACACACCUGGUCCCAAAACAGGGCUGAUGAUUGUGCCCAUAGGAGCUUCCUGGACAUUGAGGACCUGUGGAUGAGCAGCCAGUAUGACUUGACCUGAGGUCUGGCACCUGUCAGGCCAGGGGACUGUGCCCUCUUCAUCUUCCAUACUGUCCUCCGCCUUCCUGGGGAGUUCCCCGUCCUUCUUUGCCUUUUUGGCCCCAAGGCAAUUGUGUGGUCGGAGGGUGUGUGUGUGUGUGUGAGUGUGUGUGUGUGCGUGUGUGUACACGUGCAUGUGUAAAUCAUCUAGAUGGGGAGGAGUGUCAGUGGUGGUGGUCUUGGGUUGAGAGCAGCCAAGCUAAAAGAGGAGGAACCAGCUUUCCGGAUCAAGGUUCUAGAAAGUCCCUACACCCGAAUUCUGCUAGUUCUGGGACUUUUCAGCAGAGGGCUGUGGGAGGGGCUUCCUGAUGGAGGAACAAGUGUAACCAGACUCCUGACUUCCCUAGAAAGGGUGGCUCCCUUCUCAACUGAAAACUCAGGAUAAUUAUUUCUUUCUAAGGCGCUGAGGAUUAAAUGAGAUGACCUAUAUUAAACAUGUGUGUUUGAUGGAUGUUUUCUCUUCUGUUAAUUAACCCCCUUUGAAAGGGAGGAGAAAGCAAUCUUUAUCUGGAUUUCUUGGACCUCAGCCCCAAAGUCCAGUAACUUCUUUUGAGUUUGUGAGUUUUGCUGUGCUCUUGGCUCUCCUGAUAAAGCAGGAAGAAAUGGGCCGAAAAUGCAACUCAAAGAAUUUAGGGAAAGAAAUCAUUUCCCGAGGUUCUGGAAUGAUCAGUUAAAAAAAAAUUGAGGGUCUCUAGGUCUUUUGCAAACAGGAGGCAUUCCCCAUUCGUGGGAUGUUUGGUGUGCACUGCAUCCAGAAGGCCAGAGCAUAGACAUGAAUCCCUCAUAAUUCCCACUCCCAACAGAUUCUGUUGGUAGUCCCUAAAUAGUCCCUGAAUCACUCUGUGCCUCAGUUUCCCCAUCUGUAUCAGAGAUGCUUGUUCCUCGGACAGGAGGUGAGGAUUGUGUUGAGUAGUCUGCGCAGGUUGUGAGUAAGGUGUGGCGACAGAUCCAAGUGUUCCAGGUCAUUGUUCCCACAGUUACAGUAUUUGUAACAUCCUUAUUUAUCGUGGUUAGCAUUCUCCCCAGGAGUCACGGCUGGGCCACUGAGUACUGGCUUUUACUAGUCCCCAGAAGCCAGGUCUGGAGCUGUUAAGGGCAAGCAGUCGUCUCCCAUAUUUCAGCACCCCACUUUCUUCCAGAGGGCUACUAACUCUUUACAGGAGUGGCAGACCCUGGCACCAAACCUUUUUGCCUCCUGGCAAAAGUCUUUUUCUUUUAUCAUGUGCAUUUACACAUUCAAGGGUUUGUGUGAGAAUCCUAGGCGAUUCCUUAUUGCUAUCCUUUCUCUCUUCCCCAUCCUCCAGACACCAAUCUGUACCCUAGAGCCCCAGGGGCCUGCUGCUCUGCUUUUAGCCUGGCAGAACGGUUGACCUGGUCCAACAGGCAUAAAAGACUGAGCAAGAGUGGGAGUGGGGUGGAGAUCAGACAGGUGAUUUCCACUGCCACUGAGUGCCCCUCAGGCUGCGGAUGCAACCAGUCCCUUACAGUACACCAGGGAGAAUGUCCUGAGUCCUUCCCAUCUGGGAGGAGGGAUUCUACACUGGAGCCCUGGAACAGAUCCCAUGAGACAAUAGGUCCCAGGAGCCCCUUAGGAUGUAUCGCAGCGGGUGAGAGAUGCACCACUGUAGAUCGUCCUGAAAUAUUAGGAACUCUCCUGCUCAGAGAUGAAAUUUGCUCUCUAUUUCGCCACCAGGAGAGGAGGCUUUUAUGUUUGUAUUGAUAUCCAGGAAUUCCUCUUGCUAGAACAAAUUUCUCCACUUAGAUAAUGAUUGGGCCAGGUCUAUUGAUCUUAAUCAGGGGAGGCAGUGACAUGCUCUCUGUGGGGAGUGUUUGGUCCCGCGCUCUUGCUUGUAACCUUGAAGUCCUGGAAGUUCCACAGCGGAGCAGGUGGCCUUGCAGGGGUCAUCUGCAGCUGUUGACCAAGUUAAGAAGAGAGAGGUCAGGAAUCGGUUAUGAAGACAGAAGAUCCCAGUCCUGGGGCCGGUGAAGUCCAGCGCUCACAGUUUGAUGCUAUCAGGCACUCUUCAUUGUCCGGAGGUUGUAAGGAAACUCGUUUCACAAUCUGCAGCCCAGAAUUGAAAGUCCUUAGCCCAGAAGCAGCUGGGCUUUGGAGGUGUUUGCCUAUGACCUUUUCUCUCACCACACCCUGGGGCUCUUGGGAGGAGCUGAGGUCUGAGCUGCAGUGCCAGGAUGCUGUCUCUGUCAGUGCGGGCGUUCUGCUGCCUUCCUGGGUCCUGUCACAACCUUCUUGCUCAACCACCGGGUGCGCAGGAUGGAAACUGCUCUCCCCGAUCUGGAAGACAGUGCGUGGCUUGGCUUCUUAGAGUUGUGGCUGGAGACUGAAACAGCCGCCCCUUUACCGGGCUUUCUGUAACCAGACCGUGUUGGGGGACAGGGAAGCUCUCCAUGCCCUACAGGCCCAAGAAGAUGGAAAGACGAGUGGUAGGCAGGAUACUCAGGCGCCUCCCCAACUGGCUGCUGCGAGGACGCCGAGCAGUGCCUCUCCGGGACAGUUCGGGGGAAGCUGUAAAGGAACCAGAAAGAGCCCAGGAGCACUAUCUGCCCAGCUUUGCUGGAGGGCAGCAUUUCUUUGAGUACCUCCUUGUGGUUUCCCUCAAAAAAAAGCAUUCAGGGGAGGACUAUGAGCCCACGAUCACCUACCAGUUUCCUAAGAGGGAGAACUUGCUUCGGGGCCAACAGGAGGAGGAGGAGCGGCUGCUCGGAGCCAUCCCCUUGUUUUGCUUCCCAGAUGGGAAUGAGUGGGCUCCACUCACUGAGUAUCCCAGGGAGACCUUCUCCUUCGUUCUGACCAAUGUGGAUGGAAGCAGGAAGAUCGGAUACUGCAGGCGUCUCUUGCCCGCCGGCCGUGGCCCUCGCCUCCCCAGGGUGUACUGCAUCGUCAGCUGCAUUGGCUGCUUCGGCCUGUUCUCCAAGAUCCUGGAUGAAGUGGAGAAGAGGCAUCAGAUCUCCCUGGCAGUCAUUUACCCAUUCAUGCAGGGCCUCCGAGAGGCAGCCUUCCCUGCUCCUGGGAAGACCGUCACCCUCAAAAGCUUCAUCCCCGACUCAGGCACUGAGUUCAUCUCAUUGACGCGGCCCCUAGACUCCCAUCUAGAACAUGUGGAUUUUAGUUCUCUGUUGCGUUGUCUCGGUUAUGAGAAGAUUGUUCAGAUCUUUGCCUCUGCUGUGCUGGAGAGAAGAAUCAUCUUCCUGGCGGAAGGUCUCAGCACCCUGUCUCAGUGCAUCCACGCUGCUGCCGCGCUGCUCUACCCCUUCAGCUGGGCACACACCUACAUCCCUGUUGUCCCCGAGAGCCUUCUGGCCACUGUCUGCUGCCCCACUCCCUUCAUGGUUGGAGUACAAAUGCGCUUUCAGCAGGAGGUUAUGGAGAGCCCCAUGGAAGAGGUCCUGUUGGUGAAUCUCUGUGAAGGAACCUUCUUAAUGUCAGUUGGUGACGAAAAAGACAUCCUACCACCCAAGCUUCAGGAUGACCUGUUAGACUCUCUGGGUCGGGAGAUCAAGGAGUCACAGACUCCGGAACAAAUCAACGAGCACGUUUCAGGCCCUUUUGUGCAGUUCUUCGUCAAAACUGUGGGCCACUAUGCCUCCUACAUCAAGCGGGAGGCAAACGGGCAAGGCCACUUCCAAGAACGGGCCUUCUAUAAGGCUCUGACCUCCAAGGCCAACCGCCGAUUUGUGAAGAAGUUUGUGAAGACACAGCUCUUCUCCCUUUUCAUCCAGGAAGCUGAGAAGAGCAAGCAACCUCCUGCAGGCUAUUUCCAACAGAAAAUACUUGAAUAUGAGGAACAGAAGAAACAGAGGAAAUCAAAGGAAAAGACUGUGAAAUAAGAGCUGUAGUGAACAGGCGUGACUAGACCGACAAGCCAGUUUUGGACUUUGGCCCCUGCCAGCACGGCAGGAUCAGCGAAGCCCUCAGUCCCCAGAAUCCACAGCCUUCUUCCGAGUCCUGGUAACCAGGUCUUGCUUCAAGUUGGUGUCUUGAAUUUGGGAUCUCUGGAAUCAGCUAUCUCAGGACUUUGGAAGGCUCUGACUUCUGUGCUCAUGGAGCUGGGCACAAAGCUGCCUUUUCUGCAGAGGUGACACAGGGCAGCAGACAGUUGUACCGAGUGUUGUAGAAUCUUCGAUGUUGCUGUCACUGCCCCCUCCCACUAUUACAAAAUCCUCAAAAGAGGGACCAGUUAUGGCCCAAAGGCCACGUAGAAAAAGAGGUCUGUGGACAUGUGAGGAUAAGAAUAAAGAUGACAACCUUCUUGUCCUA